Messenger RNA from Schistosoma rodhaini, 6373 nucleotides. NCBI's taxonomy places the organism in Eukaryota, Metazoa, Platyhelminthes, Trematoda, Strigeidida, Schistosomatidae. The record is from the annotation of a GenBank genome assembly.
AUGUAGCGUGGUUUUAAGAAAGGUUUGUUAUUCGCCCUCCCGAUUGUGUAUGUUUAGUGGAGCAAAUAAUUCUCACUAGCUUCCGGUUUCGCAUCACCACAUUGUUUACAGUGUAUCAGUUUAGUUUGUAAAUCAAUGUUGCUAGUAUUGUGAAAGUACAACGAUAUCUUUACUAGCUUCUGUUUUUGAGCCAUAUUCAUGAAUGUUCAAUUGCUUUGGGAUGCACUGUUGCUAGGGCUUCCACUUGGAAGUUUUGGUGAACCGGCGCUUCCAGACCUUCUCCUCAUUCAUUCCCGGAGUUGGGCCAGCGGUUGCUCUACAUGCUCAUCUCACUGAACACAAUUUAUUUCAACUAUCAUACUUCAGGAAUUGUCAUUCAUUAGUUGUCAAGUCUGUUGUUAUAAUCUUCUAUUUCAUCGUUUAAAUUAUGAAACAAAAACAUUAUCUUGUCCCAUCAUUUUUGGCCUCAAAGGGAUUGGUUAAACUUCACAUCGACUCUUUCAAUCAUUUUAUUCAAACAGAAAUAAAAAACAUUGUCCGAGCAAACAGUCGUGUCAGUGUUCCAGAAGCCAAUUGGUGGUUAGAGUAUAAUGACAUAUAUAUCAAACCUCCAACAGUAAAUGAUGGAGGGGUUGUCGCCAGCCGUGUUACUCCUCAUGACUGCAGACUCCGUGAUCUAACAUAUGCUGGUGAAAUUCUUGUUGACGUCACGUUUGUUAGGCAGAACGAAGUAGUAUCGAAAAAAGGUGUCCUUAUUGGUCGCAUGCCAAUAAUGCUAAAAAGUUCUAUAUGUGUACUAAAUGGUAAAAGUCCUUCGGAGCUUAUGCGACUUAAAGAAUGUCCACUGGACCCUGGCGGUUACUUCAUUAUUGGUGGUACUGAAAAAGUAGUUCUCAUGCAGGAACAAACUUCUAAAAAUCGUCUGAUCAUUGAAGAAGAUAGUAAACGUGGAUUAGUGUGUUCUGUGACAUCGUCCUCUGCUCAAACAAAAUCUAAGACUAACAUCGUCACGAAAGAUGACAAAUUUUACCUUUCCCAUAAUUCCUUCAUCGUGGAUGUCCCUAUCGCCAUAUUGUUUAAAGCGAUGAACAUUACUUCUGACCAGGAACUAUUGCAACUUAUUGGGACAGAAGAAUCUGUUUGGGCUAACUUUGUUCCUAGCCUUAAAUUAUGUUUGGAAUAUAAUAUCCACACCUGCUUAGAUGCUUGCAAUUGGUUACAUUCACGUUUAAGACAACCUCGAUAUCGCACUGCUUUCGGAGCUGGUAGAACGCUACGAACUGCUGCUAAUAUUUUAGAGACAGAUAUCAUCUUAGAAAUACAGAGAUUUUUACGAGAUAUAAUUAUUACACAUGUUGAAAUGGAAAAGCUUAACUUUGCACCGCGUGCAUUCUUCUUAGGUCAGAUGGUUCGUUAUUUAAUACUAGCCAAUGAAAAACGUAUUCCUCCAGAUGAUCGGGAUUUUUAUGGGAACAAACGUAUUGAAUUGGCUGGUAGCUUGCUGGCCCUUUUAUUCGAAGACGUCUUCAAGACAUUUAACGAAGAUCUCUGGUUAACAGUAUCCAAGAUCGAUACAAAACGCCGAUGUACACCUUUUGAUAUAUCUCGACAUAUCAAAACGUGGAUGAUAACCGAACAGUUAAACAGAGCAAUUUCUUCUGGAAAUUGGAUCAUAAAACGAUUCCGUAUGAUGCGACAUGGUGUUACACAAGUCGUUAGCCGUUUAUCUUACGUUGCUGCCUUGGGACAUAUGACUCGAAUGACAAGCCAAUUUGAAAAAACUCGUAAGGUCUCUGGUCCACGUUCUAUUCAUGCAAGUCAAUGGGGUCUUAUCUGCCCAUCUGACACACCUGAAGGGGAAGCUUGUGGACUUGUUAAAAAUGUCGCUCUGAUGUGCCAUGUUACGGUCGAAGUAGACGAUGCACAUUUGAUUGAGCUAAUUAGCAACUACUAUACAUUUCCACUCUACCAAAUGAGAUAUGCUAAAAAUGAAUACGUGAUAUAUGUAAAUGGGAAACCGAUUGGAUUCACUCAACACCCUGGGAAACUAUGUGUUUUGAUUAGAGGUCUUCGGCGUUCGGGUAGAAUUCACGGUUUUGUUUCUGUUUAUAUCAAGCAAGCUUAUCAGUGCGUUCAUGUCGUCAGUGAUGGUGGCAGAUUCUGCAGGCCGUAUAUUAUUCUGUGCAAUGGAAGACCACUCGUAACGGAAUCUGUUCUUCAGGAUUUACGCCACAAUGUUCUAAAUUGGGAUGAUCUAUUGAAAAAAGGGUUAGUUGAAUAUUUGGAUGUUAAUGAACUCAACGAUUGUCUGGUUGCCAUGGAUGAGUCUUGUUUAACCGACGGUAAUCACUAUACUCAUAUGGAAAUCGACCCUGCCACAAUUUUAGGUGUCGUUGCUGGUUUGAUUCCUUAUCCGGAUCACAAUCAAUCUCCCCGAAAUACUUAUCAAUGUGCUAUGGGUAAGCAAGCUAUCGGCACUGUUGCACUUAAUCAGCAAAUCCGUUUUGAUACACUUCAAUGUCAAAUGGUCUACCCUCAAAAACCCCUUGUUCAGUCAAAGACUAUUCAAAUGAUGCAUUUUGAUGAGCUUCCUGCUGGUCAAAAUGCAGUUGUAGCAAUAAUGUCUUAUUCUGGGUAUGACGUUGAGGAUGCGUUGGUUAUUAACCAAGCAUCAAUUGAUCGAGGUUUUGCUCGUGCUUGUGUUUAUCGUCGGUCUGGUGUUCAUCUCAAAAUGCAUGAAAAUGCAGUUUACGAUCGCUUAAUGGGCCCUAGCAUAGAGCGAGAAACCGGGGUUCUUCGUCGUGGAGAUGAGGUGCUUCAGGCGGAUGGAGUUGCUUACAUUGGUGCUUGUGUUAACGACCGUCAAAUCCUUAUCAAUAAAGAAAUGCCUGUUGUUAGUUCAAGUGCUGUAUUGGAUAAUGCGGGAUCGCUUAGUUUGAAUGUGAAUACACCUGAAAAUGCGGUAAAUUCUAUGUCUUUAAGACUUAUAUUGGGUUUUUCUUUCACUACUGGACUAAUUAUAAAAAUCUUAGUAGGGAAUAUACGGUACAAAAUACAGUCAUUAUUAUGACUGGCACAUCUAAUUGAUAGCUUUCAUAAUGUAGGUAAAUUGGAAUCAUUUCGAGUGAUCUAUCGUAUACCUGUGUUGACUCAAAUUGCCUUGAUUGGUUUAACAUUUUCGUAUCAAUAUUCAUGUAUAUUAAAGUAAAGCCUGAUGACGAUCUAAUUGGAAACAAUUGUUCGCUUACAUAUGUUGUUCUAAUUUUCACAAUGGGAGUCUUAAAUAUUCUAAAAUAUGUUUUAAACGUAUUCACUUUAAUUGUAACUUGAGGAUAUGAGGAUCCAACAUUAUUUCGUGGACGAGUAUAAAGUCAUAAAAUUUAAAAUCCGGAUAUCAACUCCGAAUCUUCAAAUAAUGGGGGUGUUAUAUCCCGAUGAGAAAAGGGGAUGGUAGCUGUUGGAGUGUAUUUAUUAUUUAAACAUAUAAAUAUUGGUUCAAGAAAGCACCAGAUACACAUGCGCCUCACAAAUCUCAUUCGAUUUGUGUGAGGGCUGUGAUACUGAAGCAGGUGGUUUUCUUAGGGGGCCACACCCCGAGCCUUUGACCUAAAGGUCUAGUCCACAAGGCAGUGGAGCAUCAUGAGGAGAUGCAGUCCCAUGGUAGCCGGUGAUCAAUAAUUGAUUCGUACGCCACUUGUUCCCUCAGGAUACUGGAGCCCAUGUGCACCAUUGGUUUGGAAUCAGGGUUUUCCAACUCCCCUAGGUGGACCCUCCAUGUCCACCAACCCGGUUAAAGCCCCGGACAUUCGCUUUUCCUCCUGUCACUUUUGUGAACAACACCCUCACCACGAGAAGGCAGUGAGUAGGACUUCCCUGGCAGAGGCUAUAUAUUUGCGUGGCCAUAUGAGAGCAUUUGGAGAGGGAGAGCGGACUCUCCCCACUCUCUGCCGUACUAGGGCAUUUGGGGGCAUUGGAGUCUAAUUCUGGACUAAAAUCAUACAUAUAUAUGUUUAUUGUAUAAUUGUUAAGUAACUAAACUAUUCAUAUUCAUGUUUCUCUUAUUAUAAGCUUUAUUUUGCUAUUAUUAUACGAUUCACCGUUAUGCCCAGUCUAUCAAUUACUAUUUCCUGCAUUCGCAGGCAUUUUUGACUGAACCUUGCACAUAUGUUAUUCCCUAUUUUGUGGUACGAUGUGCUCUGUUUGGUUUUUAUAUAAACCCAGUAUAUUUGAAAUACAUGAUUCAUAUCGCAGAGGUUGUUAUCGGUGUUUUGGACUCAACAGGCAAAGCUAGGCAGGAAGAAGAACCGACAAGGACUCUAGACUGCUCGUACGGGUUUAAUACGUCAUUGGUCCGGUCGAUAAAUCACUACUCUCUGAUAAACGGCAUCAUUACGUGACAUAUUGAUAGGGGCACAAGGCCGCAAAAUACAACAUUUACAGAAAAACUAGGGUAUUUGUAGCAUUUCAGAUGACAUUAGGCUUCUGGAACCUUACUACAUAUAGUAGCAGGAUGUGACACGUAGUUUCACCUUCUAGACGUUUCUGAGGAAAUUCUAUUCAAUGACGAUUUGAUAAAAUGUUUCCCAGCGCUUUCAGGGUCCCUUUGGUCUUUUUCUAGGGAAUAUUCUGGGUCUCCCCAACGAAAUGUGAUUGAGAUCACAAACAGAACCGAGUUAGACGACCAUCAAGGAGCAGGAAGCACUGGUUAUUUCAAUAAUCUCCAUAAACCCUCUUAUAUUGAUAAUUAUCAUGUACUCACUGGUGUCUUCAUUCGAAAGUAAAUUCUCAGAGUCGUGAUCAGAAACUGUGAUCAAUGAUGUUCAACCGUGUUGGGAUGUGGUUUAUAUUUAUUUUUAAAAAUCCACAAUUUAUAGUAUCUAAUAUCAAUGCUCUGAAGAUCAGUGAAUAGUGUCAAUUCAAGAGAACUGAAAUAAUAAAAUAUUUUGUUGUUGUUGAACUACAAAAGUAUCCAUAAUUCAAAACUUUUACUAAGCUGUUAACUAAAUAUGUACCACUUUUCAUGUGUAGCAUUUUUUGUGAUGAUUAAAUAUUUCCAAUGCUCAACUCCUUUUGACAUUUUAAAAUGAGAGUGAGAGAAGUUCACAAAAAUUAGUUUAUGAAUUUACAAAGUUGAUAUUAUGUCGGUUACUGAUAUGCACUAGAUUUAAUUUGAACAUUGUAAAUCACUAUUGGUUAUGGUUUUACGUGAAAUUAGUUCUUUGCAUUUACGUUUAAAUGCAGACACAAAUCUUAUAAUUUAUUGUGGUUUAUUUCUUCAUUUAAGUCAUAUCCAUUUUGUAUACUUACCAUUUCAUUUGUUUGUAAUAAAAAAAUCAACUUCAGGGCCACAUCUUUCCCAGUUGAUCCUAUCUUAUUCUUUCUCAUUUUCUUCAUCUUGUAGACAGAAUUCAAGCGUUGUCCUGUAGACUACAAAGGAAUAGAGCCGUCCUAUGUAGAAAAAGUUAUGUUUUCCACAUCAGAAGGCAACCAGGCAGUAGUAAAGAUAUUAUUGCGCCAAACUAGAAGACCCGAAGUUGGAGAUAAGUUUUCCAGCCGCCAUGGUCAAAAAGGGGUCGUUGGACUUAUUGUUCGUCAAGAAGAUUUGCCUUUCUCAACGAAUGGUCUUACCCCUGACAUCAUAAUGAAUCCUCAUGGAUUUCCCAGCAGGAUGACGGUGGGUAAAUUGUUAGAAGUCUUGGGUAGCAAAGCCGGAGCUAUCGAAGGGAAAAUUCGAGACGGUUCAGCUUUUUCUGGGGAUCCUGCUGAAGUCCUUUCACAAGUACUUAUUGAUCAUGGGUAUCAUUAUCUUGGUAAGGAGAUUUUGUAUUCUGGCGUUACUGGAGCCCCACUUGAAGCAUUUAUUUACUUUGGUCCUGUUUAUUACCAGCGACUUAAGCAUAUGGUUAUGGAUAAAGUACAUGCUCGCUCACGCGGUCCCGUCACAGCAUUGACUCGGCAGCCGACUGAGGGUCGUAGUAGAGAAGGAGGUUUACGAGUUGGAGAAAUGGAACGAGACUGUUUUAUUGCUUAUGGUACUUCACAGUUACUAUUAGAACGUCUUCUGCUUUCCAGCGAUGCCUAUGAUGCAUGCGUAUGUGAAAAAUGUGGUUUGUUAGCUACGUCACCUAACUGGUGUCAGUAUUGUCGAAGUAGUCGACAAGUUGUUUCUGUCCGUAUGCCAUAUGCCUGCAAGCUGCUUUUCCAAGAACUAAUGUGCAUGAGGAUUCUGCCACGCCUUCGUUUAAGGACUGCUUAUCAUAGCAGUAUACACACUAAAUCUAAGUGAUUCAUUUUGUAUAUUCAAAUUAAUUGUUGUUGAUAACUCUGCUAUAUAAUUCUCAUGAAUUUGUAUAAAAUUGGCUGUCACUAUUUG